Melampsora larici-populina 98AG31 is the source of this 792-nucleotide messenger RNA. RefSeq lists its product as uncharacterized. The transcript has 2 exons. The record is from RefSeq and is a predicted model, not a curated record. Lineage: Eukaryota; Fungi; Basidiomycota; Pucciniomycetes; Pucciniales; Melampsoraceae. Bases 1 to 792 code for a protein of 263 amino acids.
AUGUCUUCCACUUCUACUUUACGACUACGACCAGCUCCUCAAGCCGAAAUGUCUCGAAAAACUACAUGGACAAAAUGUGUGGCCAAAUGUCACCUUGAAAGGGAACGACCCGAUUUCGCUCCAAGUCAACUACAAACAAUCGCGGAAUUCGAAGAAGGAGCAUCAGCUUAUUUAUCACAAGUCAUACCAAAGCAAGAGUCAGAUGAAACAAACGUCAAAUCCAAGGACCAACCGAUCAUAAAUCACACUCCAACACACCUGGAAGUUGAACAGCAACAAGAACAACAGUUGCAGCUGCAAUUGUUGCAACAACAACAGCAAGAGGUACUAGCUGAGCAAAAACGACAGCAUGAAGCUAAGCAAGAACAAGAGCACCAACUGAAAAUCCUUCAACAACAACAACAGGAAGAGCAUCAAAGACAGCUCUAUCACCAGCAAGUAGAAGACCAACAACAUCAAGCGCAACAAGCGCAACAAGCCCAGCAAAUUCAACAACUUCUCCGACCUCCACAAGCUCAGACAUCGUGCCAAACCCGCACAGGAACAAGACCUCCAUCAAAUGCUAGCUCUCUGGGACCUACACCUCCUGUCAUGACUUCAACACCUAUCGCCUGGGUAGUUGCAGCAGCAGAGAAGAUAGCUUCACUUCGAAACACGGCCAAAGAUCCGGUUUGUCCAGAGGUAGAAAUGGUAGAUGUUUUUCUUCCGAUUCUUGUGGAGGAGGAUCGAAUGGAUUUGGAACACCAAGAUGGUGUUGCUGAUGAUGAUAAGAUGAUCAUUGAUGGGGUUUAG